AUGCCCUCGCUGCUCGAAUCCUUCCACCAGGCCCUGGAGAAGAGAGAGGCCAAGUCCUCGCGCCGCAGGCUGACGCUGCCUCCUCCGGGCGCCGUCGAUUUCUCGUCCAACGACUUCUUGUCGCUGUCGACGUCGCCGCUGCUGCGGACGCGGUAUCUCCAGGCUCUCAAUUCGAGAACGACAGACAAUCAGCCGCUCGCCUCCGGCGGCUCGCGGCUUCUCGACGGCAAUUCGGCGUAUGCGGAGGAGCUCGAGCGCUUCAUCGCCGCCUUCCACGAUGCCCCCUGCGGCCUGCUGUUCAACUCGGGCUUCGACGCCAACGUCGGCGUCUUCUCCUGCGUCCCGCAGCCCGGCGAUGUGAUUGUCUACGACGAGAUGAUCCACGCCAGCGUGCACGAGGGCAUGCGGCUGUCGCGGGCAGGCAAGCGGGUGUCGUUCCGGCACAACUCGGCGGCAGCAUUGAGAGAGGUUCUCGCAUCGCAGAUGGCGGAGGACCCGUUGAUUGCGGACGCCAAACGCAAUGUCUUCGUCGCCGUGGAAUCGCUCUACAGCAUGGACGGCGAUACGGCUCCGCUGCGGGAGAUCCUUGACGUUAUUCACAGCCUUCUUCCUCGCGGGAACGGCUAUCUGAUUGUGGACGAGGCCCAUGCGACGGGCGUCUUUGGGCCGCGGGGGGCAGGCAUCGUGCAGGAAUUGGGGGUUCAGAAGCAGGUUUUUAUCAGGACGCACACGUUUGGAAAGGCUCUGGCUAGUCACGGAGCCAUUGUCCUGUGUUGUCCGCUGACUCGGGAAUAUCUGAUCAACUACGCCCGCACCCUCAUCUACACGACGGCGAUGGCAUAUCCGUCGCUCGUGGCCGUUCGCACGUCCUACGAAUUGAUGCAGGAGGGGAAAACGGACUCUCUCCGAGAAAAUCUCCAAUCUCUGAUCGCCUACCUCCGCACGCGCUGCGACGAGCUGCAAGCUGCAAUCGACCCCUCGCUCCUCCAGGUCGACCACCACGACCACUCGCCCAUCUUCUCGCUGCGCACGCCGUCUCCGCGCGACCUGGCCAGCCACUGCCAGCGCCGCGGACUCGUCGUGCGCGCCAUCAUGGCCCCCACGGUGCCGCGGGGGAGGGAGCGGGUGCGCGUGUGUCUGCAUGCGGGCAACACGCAAGCUGAGAUUGACGAGUUGGUGGAUGCGAUUAGGCAGUGGGCGAGGCAGAAGCAGAGUGCUGGGUUGAAUAAGUCGAAAUUGUGA
Molecule: messenger RNA, 1242 nt
Organism: Rasamsonia emersonii CBS 393.64
Lineage: Eukaryota; Fungi; Ascomycota; Eurotiomycetes; Eurotiales; Trichocomaceae
Product: 8-amino-7-oxononanoate synthase
Exons: 3
Coding region: 1-1242 (413 amino acids)
Biological process (GO): biosynthetic process
Molecular function (GO): pyridoxal phosphate binding
Source: RefSeq, a predicted model, not a curated record